GCUGUUUCAACAUGGCUGCGCCCGUGGAGAAGAACACGAGUGGCACAGAAUCCGCAGUUAUGACGACCGAAGUGAAUAGUGAAAACCUUCGAAGGAUUCAGAACACACUUGAAAAAUUCACUCUAUUCAUGGAGCGCCAUCAUCGAAUAGCAAAGAUGAACAUCGUUGGGUUUUUCACCGACAGAAUGUGGGAGGAAAUUAUCGUGCCCCAUUUUUCUGAAGAUGUUGUCAACGAGAUUGUGCACCUCUCUGAAGAAGAUAUGGCUGGGCUUCCCGCAGGGCGAUGGCAGCCACAGGAAACGUGUGAAAAUAAAGAAGGGUCGGGCUUGCAAAACUUCAUCAAUGAAUGUUUAGAGAAUCGGUUAGAAAAUACUGAUGUGUUGUGUAAACGUGAAGAUGUUUUGAAUGAAAUUGAGGAGACACAUGUCGAGAUGGAGAGGUCAACUUCAUUAUCGGAUAAGCAUACGGUGGAGGAAGAGACGUUAUUGGUGCACACAAGAGCACUGAUGAACAUGAAGAAGUGUCAUGAGGUAGAAAGGAUGUCAAGUUUCACUGCGAGAUUGGCCAAGAUCCAUCAUCUGCAACAGAUGGUUGAUAUCGGCAGUGGCAAAGGCUACCUUGGAAACUAUCUAACUCUUCAGUAUGGUCUAGAUGUUAUCGGCAUCGACUCAUCGGACUCAAACACUCAUGGUGCCAGAGAAAGAAGCCAAAAGCUACUUGAGAAGUGGGAGGGGAUUUCAAAGCACACCAUGAAUAUUAAACAGGGGUUCGCCCCACCAGACACCAGGAAGGAUACUUUCAAGGAUGUUUACACCAAGAGAGCACUCAAGUUAAAGAAAAAGCAAGAUUUUGAUGGUCCUGCGGCUGCAAUGGCACAGUCAUCACUUGAUGCUGGGUUAAAUAAGACCAUGAAUAAACAUGUGGGGAGUGACCAAUCAGUAGUAAACUUUGAAAAAACAACUGUGGUGGUAACAGAACAACUUACGGAAGACAUCCAAGCCUCAGAUGUCAACAGCGUCCUUGGCCAAUCAGACGGAUUUGUAAAUGAAGUCAUGAAUGCUCAACAGGCAGUUGACCAAUCACCCGACACGUUAAGUGAGAUUGGAAACACCAAUUCUGAAGUCGAUGUGAUUAAAGAUCUUCAUAAGAUUGAUCUAAUAAGUGAUGAGAAGCACGAGAUCCCAUCAGAGAGACAAGACAUUCACCACGACUCUGAUUCCCAACCUUUAGGCUGUAUAUCAGCAGAUAUUUUUAGCACAGAGUCACAAGAUUCACACAGUUCAAAUCUAUCAACUCGCCCAAGUAGUAAUUGUAACUCGAAAAUACAAGUAUCAACUGAGGAUGAUAACAUUCGUAAAUGCAGGGAAGGAAAGAUGAAAAAGCGCAGUAAAAAGGCGUUGGCUCAGAGCAGUGCAACUUUUUGCCCUGUCACAGCGUUUGUUAAACCAUCGACCAGCCUGACUGGUAUGGUGGCUGAAACUUCUCAGGAAUUUGGAAAACAGCUGCCAAGCUCGGAAAGUGAAGUUCCAUUCAUGUUGAUGGGUCUCCAUACGUGUGGAGAUCUUGCGCCCUCGAUGUUGAGGCUCUUCGUUCGCAACGACAAUGCCAAGGUUCUCUUGAAUAUCGGCUGCUGCUACCACCAAAUCACAGAGAGGUUUGAGACGGAGGGCUGGCAUGUUGAAGGUCCGAGACCAGAGGUGUUUGGAUUUCCCAUGAGCAAAUUCAUGAGGUCAAAGGGCACUGUAAUUGCCAGACCAGCCCGAAUAUUGGCGUGUAUGGCAGCAGAUAGGAUUGCAAGUACCCAGGUGGUACCAGCGAUGGGUCUGUUCUAUCGAAGUGUACUUCAAGUGUUACUUCGAGAUCACUUCAGAAUCCCUCAAAGAUCCGAAAAUGUUGGAAAGCUUGCUCCAAAGUGUCACUCAUUCCUCGAGUAUGCAAGAAAAGCUCUCAGGAAACUCAAGUUUGAUGACUCAAAGCUUUCUGAUGCAGACAUCAUUGCUUAUUCAGAGCGCUUCCAGCCAUAUUUUUGCCACUUACAAGCGCUAAAUCAACUAAGAGUUGCACUGUCACCAACAAUAGAGGGCCUCAUUAUGUUGGACAGACUUUGCUACCUACAAGAGCAGGCUAAUGUUCGAAGGGCAGCAGUAAUCCAACUCUUUGACCGGGUGACAUCACCAAGAUGCUAUGCUAUCGUGGCAACCAGCUAACCCAGCAGGCUACCAGUGGUAUGAUGCAGUUCUUCUUUUGGAACUUUUUAACAUAAAUAUUUCUUCUUUUGUUGUCUCAGUUAGAUGUGAACAACCCUCAGCUACAGAAACAUUGACUGGGUCAGAAUUUCCUCCACCCAUUUUUUAGAAAACAGUCCUAAAUGUUGUCUGGUCUCUUGUGUAUAGUUUGAAAGCUUUUGCCAAUAGCCUGUUUAAGGCAAUUUUUUAUCAAUCUUUUUUAACAUAACACCAUGUCUCACCGAUUUUUACAAUACAAUCUUUUUUCAAUACCUUUUAAAAUUAUGAUGUGAAUUCCCCCCCCCCCCAAAAAAAAAACAGCCGUCGAUUUCA
This is a messenger RNA of Asterias rubens (European starfish), 2558 nucleotides long. RefSeq names its product methyltransferase-like protein 25. Bases 12 to 2207 code for a protein of 731 amino acids. The record is from RefSeq and is a predicted model, not a curated record. The transcript is spliced from 7 exons. NCBI's taxonomy places the organism in Eukaryota, Metazoa, Echinodermata, Asteroidea, Forcipulatida, Asteriidae.